AUGGAGAAGAUACAUAUCCGAGCCCUUGAAGCUCUUGAACCGUUCAUCCAUCAGGCCCAGUCGGCGAAUUCCGCACUCCACGCGACCGAAAUCAUCAAGAAUGCCACCUCCGCCCCAAACACAUUCGUAUUCGCAGAGCUGCUGGAAGUCCCAGCUAUCCAAGCCUUGCGUUCGCCGGACACCCCUCAGGAGUACCGCAACCAUCUCAGACUUUUAGAAAUCUUCGCGUGGGGGACAUGGAAGGAAUAUCAAUCAACUCCAAACCUUCCCCCUCUGGACGACAAACAAGCUGAAAAGCUCCUCCUCCUCACCCUCCUAACUCUCGCGACAGCCCACAACCCGCUUACGUACGCAAUCGCUAUGAAAUCCCUAUCCCUCCCCAACCACGCCGCCCUCGAAUCCCUUGUCACACAAGCCAUAUACUCUUCCCUGAUUACCGCCCGCAUCUCACCAGCGACAAACCCUCGAGUCAUCCACGUAACAUCGACAGCUCCGCUCCGCGACGUGCAACCCCAAUCGAUCCCCAUCAUGAUCUCAGUCUUGAAAGAAUGGCGGGGGCGAUGUUCUGAUGUGAUAGGGAAUAUAGAAGCGGAGAUUGCCAGGAUAAAAUCCGAAGCUGAGAAGCGGAGAGCACGGGAGAAGAUUCGGGCCAGUCGCGUGGAGAGGAGCGUUGCUGGCUGGGAUGGUGAGGAUGGCGGCGGGACGUCCGGUGGUACUGGGGGUUCUGGGACAGGUGCGGGUGCAGGUGCAGGUGCAGGUUCGAAACAUUCACUACCGUUCUCAGGCGGUGGUCGGGUUCCCGGUCUCCGCCCACAGUUUUCUGGAACGUCGAGCAGCGGUGCCAGCGGGAAUAAACGGGAUCUCAAUGAUUUCGAUGACGAUGGUAGAUAUCCGGGUCAUGGGGACAUGGAAGUUGACGGAGCGGGCGCGGAUGCUGAUGAAGGGUUUGAUGGAAUAGGUGAAUCUACGCGACAGUCGAAGCGUCUCUUGGCUUUGGGGAGCCGAUAG
This is a messenger RNA of Paracoccidioides brasiliensis Pb18, 1008 nucleotides long. RefSeq lists its product as uncharacterized. The transcript has 2 exons. The coding region runs from base 1 to 1008 and encodes 335 amino acids. The record is from RefSeq and is a predicted model, not a curated record. Gene Ontology annotation, cellular component: COP9 signalosome.